UCAUCUCAAAAUUUUAAGAGGGGCGCCCUCUAUGGACGCACCGCCACUGCCGGCGGGUCUUUGCUCAGCGAGAAAGCUCGGGGACGAUACUCGGUGGGGACAAGGACGUGUCCUUGAAGAUAGGAAAUCCCUUCAAAACCAGUCGGUCCGCUACCCUGCAGCCGAGCCCGCGCUGGGACGGCAAGGGAAGGAAACGAGGAGAGAGCGCGAUGCGAGGAUCGAUUUUAAAAAGUCUCAUGGGCCGCAGCAACGCUCUUAUUGCGGACGUUUUCUGCAGCGGCGUGAGCAGCGGUCUGAUCGUCGUGCAGCGCGGGCGCCACGGACUCGUGGUUUAUGGAUGCCGGGACCAUGAGCACAAGCGACAAAAGGGACUACACCGCAGACCUGGGAGGCGGCUUCACCGAGGACGCUCCCAGACCUCCCGUCCCGGGGGAAGAGGGUGAGCUGGUGUGCGGCGAUGGACGCCAGUACGGCGUUGCGGGCUUCCCCUCGAAGAGCGAGAGCCUCAAAUGCGAGGCGUCGGUGGCCACGCCCCGGCGACCGGACUUGGACCUCGGCUACGAGCCGGAGGGCAGCGCCUCGCCGACGCCGCCUUACGUGAAGUGGGCGGAGUCUCUCCACUCCCUCCUGGACGACCAAGAGGGCAUCCACCUGUUUCGGGUGUUCCUCAAGCAGGAGGAGUGCGGCGACGUGCUGGACUUCUGGUUCGCUUGCAGCGGCUUCCGCAAACUCGAAGCCGCCGAGGGCAACGAGGAGAAGAAGGUCAAGCUGGCGAAAGCCAUCUAUAAGAAAUACAUCCUGGACAACAAUGGGAUUGUUUCCCGGCAGAUCAAAGCGGCCACCAAGUCCUUCAUCAAAGACUGCGUCGCGAAGCUUCACGUGGAUCCCGCGAUGUUCGACCAGGCGCAGACGGAGAUACAGACCGCCAUGGAGGAGAACACCUACCCCGUGUUCCUGAAGUCUGACAUCUAUUUGGAAUACGCUCGGACGGGGGGAGAGAGCCCGAAGCUGCACAGCGAUCACAGCUCCGUGUCCGGGACCGGAAAGGGCCCGGCGAGUUAUUUGCCCACUUUAAUGGAAGACGAGGAGUGGAGGUGCGACCGGGAGCCGGAGGAGCGGCCCGAGUGCGACCCCGCCGUGCCGCGCAACCGGCUUACCCGGCAGCUGCUGAUGGAGACGGCGCCGCAGCGCGUCGCCAACAGCUCCGGGUUCCAGGACGGUCACGAGUCCAGGCACGCUGCAUGUCGGGAGCCCAUCAACCCGUACUAUGUCAACACCGGAUACGCUCUGGCUCCGGCCACCAGCGCCAACGACAGCGAGCAGCAGAGCAUGUCCAGCGACGCCGACACCACCUCGCUCACGGACAGCAGUGUAGAUGGGGUUCCACCCUACAGAUACCGCAAGCAGCAUCGCCGGGAGAUGCACGAAAGCGCCAAAGCAAACGGGCGAGUGCCACUACCUCAUAUUCCGCGCACCAACCGGAUUCCCAAGGAUAUCCACGUGGAGCCGGAAAGAUUCGCCGCGGAGCUGGUCGGCCGACUGGAGGGCGUCCUGAGGGAGAGGGAGGCUCAGGAGGAGCUGGAGCAGCGGCUGAAGAGAGUUCGAUUGGAAGAGGAAGGUGAUGAAGUGACGUCCAGCCACCGCUUCCCCCCCGGCGCUUAUCCGCAGAAUUACAACUCGCGCUACGCCGACAACACCUACGGCGGGCCGGCGCCGAUGAGAGACGCUCACGAGGAGAACCCCGAGAGCAUCCUGGACGACCACGUCCGGCGGGUCAUGAAGACUCCCGGCUGCCAGUCGCCGGGCACCGGCCGCCACUCUCCCAAGUCGCGCUCGCCGGACGACGUCCCGGGGUCGAAAGGGACGGCGGCGGCGGCGCCCGGGAAGCACCCGUCCAGGCACGGCCCCAAGGGAGACGGCGGCCACCUGUACCACCACAAACACGAGGCCGGUCAGUACGGAUCGAAGUCUCGCAGCUACGCCGACGGCGUGGGGUCCAACCCGGCGGAGCACGCGGGUAGCAAAGGGGGCCCGCAGUGCAAGAGGGCGUUCAAGAAAGGCGAGGAGGCGCGGCCCUGUGACGCGCCCGCGGAGGAGAUGGAGAAGAACCAGAAGAUCCUGCUGUGGCUGAUGGAAGGACAGAAAGAAAUGGUCCAGCACAAGAGGAGCGCGUACGGGAGCGCCGCGGGGUCCAAGAGGCCCGGCGGCCACGAGGCGCCGCCGUGGAACACGGUGCAGCCGUCGCACCCGUUCAUCCAGGAUCCCACCAUGCCCCCGAAUCCGGCCCCCAGCCCCCUGAUCCAGCUGGAGGAGGUGCGCCGGCGGCUCGAGGAGGAGGAGAUCAAGUCUGGGACGGUGCAGCCCAAGCAGCGGUAUGUGAUGGAGGUGAUGCAGAGGGGUCGCACCGCGGUCCGGCCCGCCCUGUUCCCCCCGCUCGGCGCGGCGCCCGCCGUCUCCGGCAGCGAGCUCUCCCAGCCCGAACACAGAGCCGCGAAGAAGCCGCCGUGUGACAACAUCACCGUGGCGUACUACUUCUGCGAGGAGCUGAUCCCGUACAGGACGUCGGUCAGAGGGCGGCUCGUCACCCUGGGCCAGUUCAAAGAGCUGCUCACCAAGAAAGGCAAUUACAGAUAUUAUUUCAAGAAGGUAAGCGACGAGUUUGACUGUGGCGUGGUGUUCGAAGAGGUGCGUGAAGACGAGGCCGCCCUGCCCAUCUUUGAGGAGAAGAUCAUCGGGAAGGUCGAAAGAAUCGAUUGAAGGCGACGUCGAAGAGGGAGGAGUCAAGACGGUGCAGCGAGUGAAGAGGAAGAGAGGGAGGAGUCAAGACGGUGCAGCGAGUGAAGAGGAAGAGAGGGAGGAGUCAAGACGGUGCAGCGAGUGAAGAGGAAGAGAGGGAGGAGUCAAGACGGUGCAGCGAGUGAAGAGGAAGAGGGAGGAGUCAAGACGGUGCAGCGAGUGAAGAGGAAGAGGAAGGAGUCAAGACGGUGCAGCGAGUGAAGAGGAAGAGGGAGUAAUCAAGACGGUGCAGCGAGUGAAGAGGAAGAGGAAGGAGUCAAGACGGUGCAGCGAGUGAAGAGGAAGGAGUCAAGACGGUGCAGCGAGUGAAGAGGAAGGAGUCAAGACGGUGCAGCGAGUGAAGAGGAAGAGGAAGGAGUCAAGACGGUGCAGCGAAUGAAGAGGAAGAGGAAGGAGUCAAGACGGUGCAGCGAGUGAAGAGGAAGAGGAAGGAGUCAAGACGGUGCAGCGAGUGAAGAGGAAGAGGAAGGAGUCAAGACGGUGCAGCGAGUGAAGAGGAAGGAGUCAAGACGGUGCCGCGAGUGAAGAGGAAGAGGAAGGAGUCAAGACGGUGCAGCGAGUGAAGAGGAAGAGGGAGGAGUCAAGACGGUGCAGCGAGUGAUGAGGAAGGAGUCAAGACGGUGCAGCGAGUGAAGAGGAAGAGGACGGAGUCAAGACGGUGCAGCGAGUGAAGAGGAAGAGGGAGGAGUCAAGACGGUGCAGCGAGUGAAGAGGAAGAGGGAGGAGUCAAGAAGAGAAGAGCCCUCGUUCCCUUGUCGUGUGAUGUAGCAUCGUCAUGUUUUCUAGAACAAUGGAGGAACAGAAGUUCUGCUCAAGCUGCAUAUUUUUGAUAAGACGCAUCCCAGUGUUUCUAAAGUAACCACACUUGUCUUUGUGUUCCCUCUUUUUAUAUAAGUCUUGGUAACAGAUGUGUACAGUUUGUGUUGAAAGAUAACAACAUUUUAUGUCUAUUUAAGUAUUUAAAAUGCUCAUUUUCAAUCCUAUCGGAGCGUCGAAGACGAUCAAAAUCCCUUUUUUAGGUCUGGAUUGUAGUUCCAGAGCCUCCUUCGUGCUCGUAGCACCGCGUGGCAUCCAGACUGCACUUUCAUCCUAUUAAAUGCCACCGGCUGCAACAUUAAUUUCUAAAGCGCCAGAAAUAUUCGACCCUGAAAGGUUCACCGUCUGCAGCCCAGAGUCUGGAGAUGGAACUUUUCAUUUGUUGGCACUGCAGAAGAUUUUAUGGUCUUUUUUUUCUUUUGGAGGCUCAAACUUAGCGGCAUAAUAUGAAUACAAGAACCACUUUUCACGACGUCAUUAUUAAUAUAGGGCUGUUUUUAUUGGGUUGCACUACCGCGUUUAGCUGCUGGAUGUUUAGUGUGCACGUGAAUGCAUGUGAAUGUAGCUGAUGGCUGCGGGGGGGCGGGGGGGGGUGGAGGUGAAGACGAUCGGCUACAGGAGGAACUUAAGUAGAUGUAUGUUUCGUUCUUUAAAGAUAUGAUUGGAAAGCAGGAGGUGAAUAUCUAUGCAAGUCGGUUCCCCGAAUCCAAAACACUGCAAAGGGCUCCUAUAUUUAUUCACUCUGUAAAAGGUUUGGUCCAUUUUAAUCAAUAUAUCGAUAUGAGACUAGAUACCCCCUCUCAGAUUUUGGAUAUCGUAAUAUGACAUAAGUGGUGACUUUUCCAGGCUCGCCGUAAAGUGAUGUCAUCCUCUGAACUUAGCGGGCGGCUUUAGCCGUUCUGUUAUUUGCCUUCAUCCACUCAUUACUGAGGAUUAUUCAUCAAAAGGAUGUCAAUAUUUCACAAAAGGUUCAAGAUACGAGAUUAUUAUCGAGGUUUAUGGUCAGAAAUAUUGCAAUAUUCGAUCUUCUCCGUGCCGCCCGGCCCUAUUUGCGGCUAAGUGUCGUAACAAACGGACUUCUAAAGGCUUUUAAACGUCUCUUAAUCGAGCCGUUUGUUGAGAUUAUAAUCAGGUCGAGUUGGGUCGAGGGCAACGAGCUCACGUUUGAACACUCACGAUGAGAGACGUUUGCGCGUCUGUGAUCUGACUUUUCAUAAAUUAGUCGGGGCCGAUGAAUAUUUUCGACGAUUAUCCUGAAGAGGCCGCGUUUGCUCCAUUCCCCUUUUGAAUUGUCUCCCCGUUGAGCUCCGAGUGUCGCAGUGUGAGGUCGAGUGUCGUGAAUCGCGUCCCGCCUCCGGCUUCUGGGGGUUGAAGAGGCCCCGCGACUCCUCAGAGGUCAGAGGUCAUCUGAAUGAGAAGGCCAGCCCACGUUGAUGUGUCGGUGCAAUGCAGGUCACAUGACGGCAUGUUCAACGCUCUUAUGUCACAGUCACAGGGCGAAACACUGACAUGUUGAGUUCAUCACGUUUAUAAAAUAACAAAAUAAUAAGUUGUAACCACUGAGCUGAUCGAGGAGGGGGGGGGGGUGGGGCUGCUCUCUCACCUGUCGCCUCCUGGAGGCCGUGUCCAGAACUCCUAAAGCAUCACGUGACACCAAAGAGAAACACAAAGUAGGACUCGGCUGUUUUGAAUGACACUUUUACGUGAAUAUGCCCCUCCGGUCCGCUGGCAGCACUUAUUAUUCGGUCUCUUUUGUUCAUUUUAAAGAAAAGAAAAAGGUUUAAAUCAUUCGAAGCCGUCGCAUAAAAGAGCAGAAUGUCCUUUGCAAUGGACUCUGUGUGUGUGUGUGUGUGAUCAGUUUUUUCUGAUGCAUGUUGUUGUGAACAUCAGCUGUGAAAGCGUCUCAUUUAAAGCUCCCUGGCCAUGAGUACUUCCUGUCCCCUCUAUCUGGCAUUGUAGAGAAGAAGAAAACACGGAUGCACUGAACAGCACCAACUGGAAUGAAACAAAAGAAUCCAGCUGGGGAACAUUGACAUUCAAGAAGAACAUGUUUGUCUCCCCCCCCCCCCCCCUCCUCUUCACUGUGCAGGGGAUUCAAAAGAAACAUAACAAAAGUGUUUUUGUGAUGGAAGUCGAGGCAGAGAGACGGCGGACCUCCAAACCGGAGCAUCUCCUCGAAAUGCUGCGUUUUGAUGUUCCCUUAAUUUUUUAUGUCAUUUUUUUUUCUAACUUAAAUUAGUUUAGCUUUAAUAUAUUUGCUGCGUUUGCCUCCGGCGGUCCUUUGCGUUUGUUAAAUUAUACGUUUGUCGAGUAUGCGAUCAAGUUAAAUGCUAUAAGUACGAUCUUGAUUCUCAUUGUAUGUUUCUUUUUGAAAUACUUCUCGAGUAUCUGUUCUGAUUCUUACUGUGAACCUUAUUUAAGAUUAAUGAACUGUAAAUAAUAAACAUCAGUGCCUUUAUUACUAUGCUACUACUGUCUGCUGUGUGACGGUCAGACGGAUGUGGGGACGGAAGGAUUUGCUUUAUGUUGUUUUUUGUGUCGAUUUUUUUGUUUUUCACAUUUUAUUUUGUCUUUUUUUUGUUCAAUGUUUGUCACUAUUCCGACUUUUCUAUGUAAAUAUGUACAAUUUAAGUGCGUCAUCAACCAGCAGCCAGGUCAGCACACUCAGCCCCUACGGACCUGCUUCUGUUCACUCACGUGCAUGGUUACCAUUUAAAAAAAAUGAGGUGCCUGGACAAUAAAUACAUGCAAUAAAACCAA
Pseudoliparis swirei is the source of this 6372-nucleotide messenger RNA. It is a transcript of the gene axin1, whose product is annotated as axin 1. Gene Ontology annotation, biological process: negative regulation of canonical Wnt signaling pathway. NCBI's taxonomy places the organism in Eukaryota, Metazoa, Chordata, Actinopteri, Perciformes, Liparidae. The record is from RefSeq and is a predicted model, not a curated record. Bases 334 to 2757 code for a protein of 807 amino acids. The transcript has 11 exons.